Molecule: messenger RNA, 1521 nt
Organism: Oldenlandia corymbosa var. corymbosa
Lineage: Eukaryota; Viridiplantae; Streptophyta; Magnoliopsida; Gentianales; Rubiaceae
Source: the annotation of a GenBank genome assembly
AUGGCUUCGAUCAACAACAAGGAGGAUGAAUCAAUCCUUCGCCCACUGGCCGACUUCCCAGCUAGCCUUUGGGAAAAUUGUUUCGAUAACUAUACAUUGGACCAGAAGGAAUACGACUUGUAUGCGGAAGAGAUUGAAGCUCUGAAGGAAGAAGUAAGGAGCAUGCUUAUCGGUGGAAGAAAAAGGGAAACGAUUGAAAAGCUCAACUUGAUUGAUGCUGUAGAACAACUUGGCAUUUCGUACCACUUUGAGAACGAAAUUGAUGCUUUGUUGGAGGAGAUUUUCCAUCAAAAUGAUGAAGAUUUUGAAGCCCUUUUGCAGAAUGGUCUAAGUGCUGCGGCACUACACUUCCGACUAUUGAGGCAGCACGGAUUCAACAUAUCUUCUGGUACCUUCAAGCGAUUCUUGAACGAAAAUGGCGAAUUUAAAGAAACUCUCGGGGAAGAUAUAAAGGGACUUCUUAGUCUAUAUGAAGCUGCUGAAGUGAGAACACACGAAGACAACAUUUUAGAAGAAGCCCUCUCUUUUGCAAUUACUCAUUUAAAUGCAAAUUUAAUGCCUGAUGAUUCGUCUUCCACAAUUGCGAAACAAGUUAAUCAUGCUCUCAAGCAGUCGUUGCAUAAAGGUCUUCCAAGGGUAGAAGCUCGUCAUUACAUAUCGGUUUACGAAGAAGAUGAAAAUCACAACCCUUUACUACUAAGGGUUGCUAGAUUGGAUUACAGAUUGCUCCAGAUGCUGUAUAGACAAGAACUUGCUUACUUGACGAGUUGGGUCAACGACUUGGGAAUAGUUGAAAAAGUCCCAUAUUCAAGAAAUAGAGUUGUGGAAAAUUAUUUUUCGGGCAAUGGAGUUUUCUUUGAACCCCAGUACACUUUUGGACGAAUCGUUAUUGCGAAAACGUUGACAAUACUUACAAUAAUCGAUGACACAUAUGAUGCUUAUGGUACAAUUGAAGAGCUAACAGCAUUCAGGGAUGCAGUGGAAAGGUGGGAUAUCAAGGAGAUCGAUGGAUUGCCUGAGUACAUGGAACCUACCUAUAUGGCUCUUCUAAAUUUGAGUGAGUGGGUUGAAAAAGAGUUAACUAAACGAGGAAGGUCCUAUGCAUUUUCCAAGUACAAAGAGGAGUGCAAACAAUAUGUAAGGGCAAGCUACAAUCAAUCAUGUUGGUUUUUUACGAGAGAGCUGCCACCAUUUCCAGUAUACAAAGUCAGCGCAUUAAUCACAAGCACCUAUUUCUUGCUCCAAACGAUAAGUUUUCUAGCCAUGGAGAGUGGCACUAUAGAUGUGUUUGAUUGGCAAACAAAAGAUCCUAAGAUUCUUGUGGCUUCUGCAAAAAUUGCAAGAUUUAUCAAUGAUGUGGCUUCUCAUGAGAUGGGUUCCGAGGGGAGGGCGGCGAAGGACAGUAGCAAUGGAUUGAUCUGGGUUUCGGGCGGAGGACGGCAGUGGUGGGUCGAUCUGGGUUUCGAGCAGGGGCGGCGGAGGGCAGCAGCGGAGGAUAGGUGGUGGUUCGGGGUGUUUUAG